GACCGCCAUACCAAGCACGUCGUGUCAGAUGUGGUGUUUUCAAACAGAGUAACCCGACCCCUCGGGAUACAUGGGUGUCGGUAGUGGUGAUGGGACCCUCCGGGCCCGGGGUAAGAACAAAAGGAUGUACAUUCCUGCCCUGCCCAUGCCUCUGGCGACACUAUGCUGUGUGCUGAAUUUCAUAUUUCCUGGAUUGGGAACCAUUGUGGCGGGAGUGUCCGUGUGUUGCUGCUCUCGGAACGAGGAUAUGGGAUGCGGGGAGCAGUGUGGGAGCUGUACCAUUAGUAUUCUUAUCGGGCUCCUUCAGCUUAUUCUUACAGCCCUCAUCAUUGGCUGGGUCUGGUCAUGUGUUUGGGGCGUCAUGAUGAUAGGCAUGUCGUCUGAAUAUUACCACGACAACCCAGCACAUGGCGAAACAGCGUCGUAUCCCGUCAACCCACAGCAACAGGUAAUCCAUGGAAAUCAAUAUGGAAUGCCGGGACAGCAAGGUGUUGCCCCUAAUCAGACGUACCCUUACCAACAAGUACCUGGCGGUUACCCACCAGGGAGUCAACAAGCACCCUACAGUCAGCCUCAGCCGUACCAAACACCGGCUCAGCCUUAUCAACCGCCCGUUCAACCAUAUCAACCGCCCGUUCAACCCUACCAGCCGCAGCCAGGGCCACACAUGGGAGGAUAUCCUCCUCCUGAGCCUAACCCAAAGAUGCCCCCUCCAGCCCCUCCACAAGUUCCUCCCUACUCUGAAAAUAGGAUGGAGCCCUCAGCUCCUAUGGAACCGCCUCCCCCUUAUUCACCAACAUGAAAGACAUAAUAUGAGACCUUUUUGGUUUAAAAUUAAAAAUAAAUACAUUCCUAUGCAAAAACUGCCAAAUAUUGCACAAAAUGCUUAUCUUAGAACUUUUCGAUUCUCGUGUAAUUCAGUUCAGUAGAGUGUGACAUUUUCAUUCAGUGUAUGACGUCAUUGUCAAGGAACGAUGACGUCAUUGUCAUGGAACGAUUCUGUUGGCUGUCUUUUGAAUGUUCACAGCAUCAUCAAAACAUCGCAACACAAACGUACAGACACUGUAUGUAUUUCAGGCACAUCGUCUCUUGGAAACACUAAACGAUGUCAACAAGCUGGCGUAUUCUCAAUAUAUUUGUUCUUUAAUCACCGCUAGGGGGAGCUAACGUAUAUCCACUGGUUGGCUGGGUUGUCAAUAUAUUUAUACUCUAAUCACCGCUAGGGGGAGUUUAAGUAUGUCCACUAGUUGGCUGGGGAGUAAAUAUAUUGGUAUUUUUAUCACCGCUAGGGGGAGCUUAUAUAUGUUUACCAGUUGGCUGUGUUGUGUAUGUAUUUGUACUUUUUAUCACCGCUAGGUGAAUCUUUAAUAUGUCAACCUGUUAAAUGUGUUGUCAGUAUAUUUGAACUUUUAUCACUGCAAGGGGGAGGCUAAACUUUGUCCGCCAGUAGACAUGUUCUCAAUACAAUGUAUAUUGUUACUUUUAUUACCGUUAGGGGGAGCUUAACUAUGUUCACCAGUUGGUUGUGUUGUCUAUAUAUUGGUACUUUUUAUCACCGCAAAAUGGGAGGGGAUGGGUGUGGGCGGGGGUGGCUUCAAAGUUUCUUUGCCGAUAAAGAAUAACUUUAAUUAUUUGAAUGGCGGGAAUUUGUGGAGUGAGAAAAUAUUGGACCAGUUGUUUAUCGCCCCUGAACAAGCGAACGUUUUUCAAUGUAAUAGUAAGACUUUUCAAUGCAUUUCAUAUAUACAUUUUAAGUGAAUAUCUUUGAUUUUGUUUUAAAAUAUUUAUUUGAAUCUCUGUACAUAUAUUUAAUUUUUCCCAGUAGAAAGACGAUUGCGACACGACUUCGUUAAAUCGUUACAAGACUUAUUAUAAAAACCCUGUAUAUUAAUUUUUAGAAUUUACUAAAUUGGAAACGACUUCUGAAUCUAAUAAAUGUGUUAUGUACGAAACGUUGAACGGAAAACGGAAAGCAAAUGAAUAUAAAAGAGAGAGUGGAAAAAAUGAGAAUUUCUUGAGAGAGGGACAACAGGUAUGAAAGUUCAAAAGCAAAAUGAGCUAGAAAGACGAACAGGAUCUUUGUUUUAAUGCUGAAAUUAUACGGUUGUGGGUGUAACCUGUUAUGUUAGGCUUUUAUGGUCGGCCUUGUCUAUGACUACCAGCCGACAUUUGUAAACAUUAUAACAUGAUUAACAAACAAAAGUAUUAUUGUUAUUGUUUGUGUAUUUAUACUGUAGUACUACGUUCUUGUGGUAUAAUAAAAAACAAUUUAUCAAGUUUAA
This is a messenger RNA of Ylistrum balloti, 2282 nucleotides long. RefSeq names its product WW domain-binding protein 11-like. The record is from RefSeq and is a predicted model, not a curated record. Lineage: Eukaryota; Metazoa; Mollusca; Bivalvia; Pectinida; Pectinidae. The transcript has 3 exons. The coding region runs from base 71 to 802 and encodes 243 amino acids.